AUGGCUUGGGGGUCCCAGCUGUCCUCUGCGACAGAAGAUGUGAGCAGCCUCUGCCUGCUUCAGGCACAGCGCCUUGAGAUGGUGCCCGGCGUGGAGCACGCGGGGUCGAACCACAGGGGGAUCGUGCUGUCGAGCUUGGAUGUCGAGAUGAGUCGCAGCACGGGUGGCACGUGGGACCAACGUCAUGUGGCAGCAGCAGCAGUCGCACGGCAGUUCUCCAUGGUCCGCGAGGACUUGCUGGAGGACUCUCGCUUCUGGUAUCUCAUGAUCGUCAUCAUUUUCGCCAUGAGUGCUGCGGUGGUCAGGACGGAGGUGACCAGCAAGGCCGAUGAUGGCCCAGCGGAGGCACAGAGUGAAGGCCUGGGGCUGCGGCUGCAGGCUGGCAAGGACAAGCCAGAGGAUGCCUCCUCAGGAACGGCGGAGGUGAUCGCUUCGGCCACGUCGCCCCGCUCAUCAUCGGAGAAUCGGCCUAGUCGGGAAGGGUCAGAGUCUGGAGACGCGCACGGAGAGCGCGACAUCGACAGACAGGUGGGCAAGCAAGUCUUGUUGCUUCUUUAUUGUGUCGUGGGUCUCAACCUGCGCGGCCAUGGAUUCUGGGGCAUCGCGCAGGAGUACAUCGCGACGGCGAAAUAUGGGGAGGAGUCCGCACCUCCGAUGACGUUCCUUGUGUUCUGCAAUCGCGUGGUCACGUCGUUGUUUGCUUUGCUGAUUUUGAAGUUGCGUGGUGGGGACGCGCACUUCCCUGGAUUUCUUUGGAGUUCGGGUCCUGCUUUCACCAAUUGCAUCGCAUCCUGGUGUCAGUACGAGAGCUUGAAGUACGCCCCGUUUACCUUUGUAGUAAUGGCAAAAUCCAGCAAGCUGUUCCCUGUGCUAAUAAUCGGCUCUCUCAGGGGCAAGCGGCACACUCUUCUCGAUUACACUGAAUCAGUUGUGAUAGUAGCUGCUCUUGUCGUUUUCAGUCUGAGCUUAUAUGGCACUCCGGCUGACAGUGUUUCGCUGCUCGGCGCAUUCUUGGUAGGUCUCUGCGUCCUGUUCGACUCGCUGACGCCUCACCUGCAGGACGCCAUCUUCGUGAACUAUAAGAAAGUGGAUGCUGUCCAGGCGACAUAUGCCAUGUCUUUGAUGGCAGUCGGCGGCCUUCUACUUGUCCUGCUGGUGACAAACGAUCUGGUGCAGUCGGUGGCCUUCCUUCACGCCCGACCGAUCGCACUGCUUCACCUGGGUGUGCUGUCGUUGUCAUCAUGCCUUUCGCAAUAUCUCAUCUCCUUCACAGUCAAGCACUUCGGGCCCACGGUAUUCACGAUAAUCAUUGUCACGCGGCAGGUGCUUGCGACAUUUUGCUCGACAACUCUCUUCGAGCACAAUUCGUCGACGUUGAUGUGGGUGGCGGUGUUCACCAUUGCCGGGACUGUCACCAUCAGGUCUGUGCGGCACAUUAGUGUUCCCGAGGCGUCAAGAGAAGGGAGUACAGGGUCGAUCGUAGAAUUGGUUGAAGGCAAAGUCUCCAGAAUCGGACCCCUGCUGGUUUGUGCUCUGGUGAUCCACGUCGUUUACAUACUGUAUGCACUAGUGGAGGAGUUUUUGACUUUGCGGUACUUCGGUGGACUGCCAGAGGAUGGAGGCGAGCUUUUCCAGUACCCAGCGUUCAACGUAGUGGUGAACCAUGCCUGCGGCACCUUGCUGGCGAUUUUCGCGCUACGAGUGCGGGGUGUGCCCGCUUUCGGGCCGCACUUGAAGAUGACGCUGAUACCUCUCAGCUCAGACUACGCCUCCACCUUAUUGCAGCACGUCUGCGCAUACAUGAUAUAUUAUCCGACGCUGGUCCUCAUGAAGGGCUUUAAGGUCCUCCCGGUCAUGCUCCUGGGUCUCGUGCUGAGAAACCGGCGUUACACCACCUUGGACUAUUUCGAGGGAGUUCUGAUAUCGGUUCUUGUCGGAAUCUUCGUCUGGGACUUCCAGGUGCAGCAGGGCGAAAGUUUUAUUGGUCAGAGUUCCCUGGGCAUUCUCCUCAUGCUGAUUUGUGUUGUGAUGCAGUCGUUGACAAGCUGCCUCGAAGAUUACGCCUAUCAACUUGCGAAUAUGGAUGCCGCGCAGAUGCUCUUUGGCUUGGAAAUGAUGUCAACCGCAGUCGGCGUGUGCUACCUAGCCGUGACCAGACAAGUAUCAAGUCCAAUAGAAUUCCUCAUGAGGUACCCUGAGAGUUUGUUGUAUGUGAUGGUGGAGGCAGUCGCGUCGGCAGUAGGAGCCUACGCCUGUACCUUGACGGUGCGGCUCUAUGGCCCUGCAGUGUUCACCCUGCUGAUGACGUCUCGUCAGUGCGUCAGCCUUGUCCUUUCCGUGCUGGUCUUCUCCCACUCGCUCGACACAGCGGAAACCGCCCUUUUGGUGGUGGUUAUCUUGGUGCUCCUCGCGGCCUCUCUGCGGCGAGUGGCCUGCCACGUCGGACAGGGCGCUCCCGAGGCCCUGCUGGGCCUGCGCGAUGAGCUCAGCAAGGGCUGCACGGGCAGUACCACUGCUUUUCAAGGCAGCGACAGGGGCAACGCAUUCGCCCCUGCGGCCAGGCUUCUGUCCCGAGAAGGCCCGCGAGCACCAGGCGGCUAGGAUGUUGGCACAGCUCCUUCUCUGGGGCCGAGCAUGUAUCGCUUGGCUUCGGACAGAAUUAGAGCGCCGCAUCCAGGCCGGCAGCUGCCCGCAGAGAGUUAUCCAGGUGCCUGCGGCGGAUCCGCCACCGCGUCAGCGAAGAGCUCUGGUUGGCGACCGUUCGAGCGCCGCCCAGAAGGCCGUCACGUGUGACACCGCUCGCAUCCACUUCUGGAGUGGUU
Prorocentrum cordatum is the source of this 2822-nucleotide messenger RNA. Lineage: Eukaryota; Dinophyceae; Prorocentrales; Prorocentraceae. The record is from the annotation of a GenBank genome assembly.